Molecule: messenger RNA, 2370 nt
Organism: Sinocyclocheilus grahami
Lineage: Eukaryota; Metazoa; Chordata; Actinopteri; Cypriniformes; Cyprinidae
Product: LIM domain-binding protein 2-like
Exons: 8
Coding region: 243-1274 (343 amino acids)
Source: RefSeq, a predicted model, not a curated record
GGUGGGAUGGUAAGACUUGCUUGGCUCACCUUCAACAAUGUUCCAGUGCAGCCUGCGGUUAUCCAAUGAGAGCCCAGCCCUCCUCCCCCUGCUCUCCUCUCCCGCCUCCUCCGCGAGCUCUCAUCUCUCCGCUCCGCGUGCAGCCACUGACUGGUGCUGUCUCGCGGCGUUUGGAGAUCUUGCACGCGCGCUGUAUGGAUGCUGAAGCUUUGGCGCUGCUAUAAACGCAACACGGAAUCAACAUGUCCAACCCUCCGCACGACCCGUUCUACUCGUCCCCUUUCGGACCGUUCUACCGGAGACAUUCACCGUACAUGGUGCAGCCUGAGUACAGAAUCUAUGAGAUGAACAAACGACUCCAGUCCCGGACAGAGGAGAGUGAUAGUAUGUGGUGGGAUGCGUUUGCUACAGAGUUCUUUGAGGAGGACGCUACAUUGACCAUUGCCUUCUGCCUGGAGGAUGGACCAAAAAGAUACACAAUCGGGCGGACGCUCAUUCCUCGUUACUUCAGUACGGUUUUUGAGGGUGGCGUGUCAGACCUCUACUACAUCCUGAAACACUCCAAAGAGUCCUUCCACAACUCCUGCAUCACUGUAGACUGCGAUCAGUGCACCAUGGUCACACAACACGGCAAGCCCAUGUUCACCAAGGUGUGUACAGAGGGCCGGUUGAUUCUGGAGUUCGCCUUCGAUGAUCUGAUGAGAAUCAAGACAUGGCACUUCAGCAUCAGACAGUAUCGGGAACUUAUCCCACGGAGCAUUCUCGCCAUGCAUGCACAAGACCCUCAAGUCCUGGAGCAGCUCUCAAAAAACAUCACCCGCAUGGGACUGACCAACUUCACCCUUAACUACCUCAGGUUGUGUGUCAUUCUGGAGCCGAUGCAAGAGCUAAUGUCCCGACACAAGACCUACAACCUCAGCCCGAGAGACUGUCUAAAGACCUGUCUGUUCCAGAAGUGGCAAAGAAUGGUGGCCCCUCCAGCUGGACAUCCACAGAACUUCAAAACGGAAAUUUUCCCCUCAAAUCACAAAAAAGUAUUGCAGGAUGUGAUGGUGGUAGGUGAACCCACUCUGAUGGGCGGGGAGUUUGGCGAUGAGGACGAGCGUCUGAUCACGCGACUAGAAAACACACAAUAUGAUGCCAACAAUGGCCUGGACGAUGACGAUGACUUCACGAGCUCACCGGCGCUCGGCAACAAUGGUCCCUGGAACAGCAAGCCACCCACAGGACAAGACAGCAAGCCAGAGAGUACGGCCUCACAGCCCUCUCAGUAGGAGACAACACGUGCAAUGCCCCGUUAAACCACCAGGGCGGCGCUCUUUCUCUCUGACCUCAUUUUUUACCCUCGAUGAUGUAAAUCCCAUGUGCUGGUGUCAAUGAUGUCAUCCAUUUUCACCAGAAACUGAUGGUUCCACUUCUUAAUUUGGGUAACGUUUAAGAGCUUCACAGACCAAACUUUGGCAGCAAUAUUUGCUCACUGGAUUUUUUAAAAAUCAUCUAGCUAGGCAACAAAGCAGCCCAAGAAAUGUGACUCUUGGAGGAACUCGACUUUAUCAAGGCUGAAUCUGAAUUAACAGAGACCUGAAUUUGGGACAACUUUAGUCCAAUAAUCAAUGUAAAAGAUGUACCAGUCUUGCAGUUCAUCACACAUCUCCAUAGUGACUCCAGUUGGCAACCACACUCGACAUCAACCAAUCGCUGAAGAGACGGUUAUGUUGGCUUUCUUCUCACUGGAGACUGGGACUGCAGAGGCAUCCACUGAGACCAAUCCCUGAACAUUUGCAUUUUUAUUGGAAAUUCGUUUGGCUAUUGUCUUUUCCCCUCUGCUUUCAAUUAAAAGUGAACCGCCUUGCUUUCCUUCAACACAACAGACUGUAUUAACAAAGAUAGCUUGCAUUGAAAGAAAAAACAUCACCAGUUGCCAUUUAAAGAGUGUACUUUAAUUAAAAAAUUCCUUUUUGAUUUCAGAGUUUGUGUUUUUUUAUUAAUUUGUGAUUAUUCUAUAUUCUCCUUGUACUGUACCAUCGAGAUUAGGAGUUUCUUGAUUGACAGGCAGGCACAUAUGAGAAGCAUAUUUGUCCAUCUUUCGCCUAUCUCCCUGUAUUGACUUAUUUUCAUAAUGGAAUAUGUUUCUGCAUGACAUUUCAAAAUUGGUAACAUGUUUAUUUCCAGACUUUUGAGGUCAUGUUGGACUUUGGUUAUCAUUUUGGAAGCACAGUAACCAGGGUUGUGACAAUAAAAAUGCAUUCUGCUUCAUCUGAUGUCACUGAAGUCAUCAGACCUUGAUGUAAACGGCAGCUGUUUUGACGUUUACUUCUUGUUUGACCUUUUUUUUUUUUUAUCUGAAUAAUGGAUUUCAUACUCAGGAAG